AUGAGGCGCCGCGGUGUCCUCGAUCCGACCCGGAUCGAUCGCUCGGUCCGGAGCGUCGCGAUACUUGACACGAACUCGGGCGAGAACGUCGACGCCAUUCUCUUCGUGUAUCCGAGCGACGACGCGUCCGUCGUGGCGCGAACCCGCGCGAUGAAGGGUUUGAUCCUCGCACUGCGCGGGGCGACGCGGUCGCUCUCGGGGCGCGACGCGACCUGCGCGACGCUGGGCGCGGACGACGAGGAGGGCAGCCUCGUCAGGGUCGGGUUGGUGGAUCUGGCGCGCACCGGAGCGUUGUUAGCGGUGGAGACGACGUUCGCGGAAGACGCGCGCGCGGCGCGACUCGCGGCGACGACGGCGGAGCACAUCCGCUUCCUGCACGGGGACUCGUGGGUCGACCGUCUGCGAGAAGAGCGCGACGCGCGUCGCGACGGCGCCGCCGACACGAACGAGGCUUUCGAUGCGUCGGACGCCGACGGAAACCAAACGCCACAUUCGUUGCUCCUCGGCGAGACGAUCGCGUCCUUCCUGCUCACGAGGGCGGCGUGGGAACCCGCGCGGGUCGUCGCCCGCGUGGAUCCCGGGAUACGCGCCGCGCUGUGCGCGGCGGAGACGGCGACGCGGCCUUUGGCUGAGCGUCUCGGCGGAGCCGCGCCGUUCGCCGACCUCAAGCCCGGCGCGAUGUUCAUCCUCGCGGACGACGACGACGAAGAAGAAGAAGAAGAAAUCCCGGGCUCUCGCGGCGCCGCGUGCACCGUCCUGGCGUCGCACUUACCUCACGACGUCACGGCAAGGCUCGCCGCGUACGUAUCGCGCGCUCCGAUUGGGUCGUCGGGGCGUCACGCUCGGUGGGUCUGGACGACGACGAGGGGCGAUGACGACGGGCGGCUCGAGCGACGCGGCCUGGUCGUGGCCAGGGAGGCGUCCGUCGCGGCGUGCCUGAUGCUUCGGCCGCUUAGGGACGAGGCGGCGGCGGUGGGGGACGAGGAGGCGAUCGCGCGGCUCGGGGAUUUUGAGAUGCGCGCGGCGGCGGCGGCGGCGGCGGCGGCGGCGGCGGCGCGGGGGGUGAUCGACGGUUGUGCCGGGUUUGACGCGUCGUUCGAGGCGGCAUCUGAGGCGGACCGACGUCGUCCGAGGCGUCGUUCGAACGGCGGUGACGUGGAAGAUGGGGUUGGGGACGCGGUCGGGACGCUCGCGGAGGUGUUCGACGCGCAGAGGCGGGAUAGGGAGCUCGCCGGGGCGGCGGGCGACGGGCCGUCGUUCGGCUGA
Messenger RNA from Micromonas commoda, 1266 nucleotides. RefSeq lists its product with no specific name. The record is from RefSeq and is a predicted model, not a curated record. The transcript has a single exon. Bases 1 to 1266 code for a protein of 421 amino acids. NCBI's taxonomy places the organism in Eukaryota, Viridiplantae, Chlorophyta, Mamiellophyceae, Mamiellales, Mamiellaceae.